GGUCCUGGAACACUUCAAUACCACUUCUGAAGACUACAGCAUCAUUUUUACCUCAGGGAGCACAGCUGCACUCAAAUUGGUAGCAGAGGCCUUCCCAUGGAGACCAGCAAGCUCAGAGGAUGGGGGGAGCAGGUUUUGUUAUCUGACGGACAGCCAUACGUCAGUGGUGGGCAUCAGGAAGAUAGCCGAGGCAAUGCAAGUGUCAUCGAUCGCCGUGAAACCAGAGGACAUUUUGUUGUCAGAGGAAAGCAAUGGAGCAGUUUAUGAACCAGCCUGCAAGACCCCUCAUCUCUUUUGUUACCCAGCUCAGAGUAAUUUUUCAGGAACUAGGUACCCCCUUUCUUGGAUAGAAAUGCUGAAGUCUGGACGUUUGAGCCCCAUGACCACUCCAGGGGAAUGGUUUGUGUUGCUCGAUGCCGCGGCCUAUGUCAGCACCUCUCCUUUAGACCUGACAGCCCACUCGGCAGAUUUUAUCCCCAUUUCAUUUUACAAAAUCUUUGGAUUCCCCACUGGCUUAGGAGCACUGUUGGUAAACAAUCGAGUUACUCACUUCCUCCGGAAAACUUACUUUGGUGGAGGAACAGCUGCUGCCUACCUUGCUGGAGAAGAUUUCUAUGUCCCCAGAAAAUCUGUAUCUGAAAGGUUCGAAGAUGGUACAAUUUCUUUCCUUGACAUCAUAGCAUUGAAACAUGGAUUUGAUGUUCUAGAAAGACUGACAGGUGGAAUGGAAAACAUAAAACAACAUACUUUCGCCUUGGCUCACUACACCUACACAGUGCUGGUUGCUCUCCAAUACCCAAAUGGAGCACCUGUGAUUCAGAUUUACAGUGAUACAGAGUUCAACAGUCCCGAGACCCAGGGUCCAAUCAUUAACUUUAAUGUGUUAGAUGACAAUGGAGACAUCAUUGGUUAUUCCCAGAUAGAAAAGAUGGCCAGCCUUCACAAUAUACACGUUCGGACUGGAUGUUUCUGUAACAUAGGGGCAUGCCAGAGGCACCUGAAGAUUAGCAAUGAGACCAUCAAAAAGAACCUUCACGCUGGCCAUAUCUGUGGGGAUGACGUAGAUCUCAUCGAUGGUUACCCUACAGGGUCAGUGAGAAUAUCAUUUGGCUACAUGUCCACUUUUGAAGAUGCACAAACCUUUCUGAAGUUCAUCAUAGCAACCAGGUUAGGCAAGGCAGACAGUAAACUUCCCUUUCAGAUAAUUCCUAGGGAAACUGCUGCCAUAUCAGUAGAACCUGUGGAACAAAAAGCAAGGGUCAAUGGGCAUGAAACUGGGAAACUGCCUCGGGAAGAUGCCCUCCUCCACGCUGAACUGAACAAUUCCUCUGCGACUCUGAAAGCCAUGGAUUUGCAUUCCCCUGAGACUGAGCCACAAGGUGGCCCACACAUCACUCCACUGACCUCUACAGGAGCGCUAGAUGGAGGGCUCCCACCGCUCACCAUCACCAAUAUCUAUAUUUACCCCAUCAAAUCCUGUGCUGCCUUGGAGGUUACCAAAUGGCCAGUUGGAAGCCAAGGAUUGUUAUAUGACCGAAACUGGAUGGUUGUGAAUCACAAUGGAAUUUGCCUCAGUCAGAAGCAGGAGCCUCGUCUCUGUUUAAUUAAACCCUCAAUUGACCUGCAGCGAAAGACUCUGGUCAUCAUAGCUGAAGGGAUGGAACCUAUAGAUGUGCCUCUAGAUGAAAAUAGUGGGGAAGAGCAACAGAUUUGUCAGAGCAAAGUCUGUGCAGACAGGGUAAAUACGUAUGAUUGUGGGGAAAAAAUUUCAGACUGGUUGUCAAAAUUUUUUGGUCGUCAUUGUCGUUUGAUCAAACAGAGUUCAAAUUUCAAAAGAAGUGCAAAUAAGGAACAUAGAAAAGAUCCAUCUCAUGCCACAACAGCUUCCCUUUCUUUGGUAAAUGAAGCACAGUAUCUCCUGAUAAAUAGAGCUAGUGUUUUGGAGCUUCAUCAGCUGUUAAAUGCAAGUGAUGAAAAUGGAACAGAAGAAUUAUUGCCAAUGAGAGAGCUAAUUCAACGUUUCCGUGCCAACAUAGUUAUCAAUGGAACUAAGGCUUUUGAAGAAGAGAAAUGGGAUGAGAUUUCCAUUGGCUCCCUACGUUUUCUGGUGUUAGGAUCUUGUCACAGGUGCCAAAUGAUUUGCAUUGAUCAACAAACUGGACAAAGAAACCAAGAUGUAUUCCAAACGCUUUCUUCUAUUCGAGAGAGGAAGGUUAACUUUGGGGUGUACCUGAUGCAUGAGCCUUCAGAUUCAUCUUCGACAUGUUUCCUCUCAGUGGGAUCACAGUUGCUUCCUGUAUUAAAAGAUACAGAAAACGACUCUUUACCAAGCUCUCGAGGAGCAGAUUGACUUUAAGAUGAUAAUAUCCAGGGCCACAUUUACAGGCACAAAUUGAAUAUUUCCCAGCUGACUCCAUGAUCUUCAUUACAAUUUGCAAAUCACCCGCAAAAACAUACUGUCAACUCAGUUCUUCAAGAAGUGCUCUUAUGAGUAAAAUGGGCUAUUCUCCUCCUACCAAGAAUAGGAACUUGAGAGAGUGUUUCCCCUUUUUCCUGUCCUGAAUGAUACCCCAAUGAUAUCCAGAAUGGAUUUAUACUGGUAGAGAUAUACUGGUAGAUAUAGGGGAAUGAGAUGGAGAAGAAAAUUAGGUUAAAUAUCCCAGCUAAUUUGAGAUUAUUCAAAACAGCCACUUGUUCAAAUGCAAAUAUGUAUUUCACUGUAUAAUAUUUUGAAGCAAGCAGAAGCUUAUUAAAAUACUUGGGAAAGGGGCAGCUAGGUGGCGCAGUCAGUAGAGCACCGGCCCUGGAGUCAGGAGGACCUGAGUUCAAAUCCG
Messenger RNA from Trichosurus vulpecula (common brushtail), 2834 nucleotides. RefSeq names its product molybdenum cofactor sulfurase (gene MOCOS). Lineage: Eukaryota; Metazoa; Chordata; Mammalia; Diprotodontia; Phalangeridae. Gene Ontology annotation, molecular function: pyridoxal phosphate binding; molybdenum ion binding; molybdenum cofactor sulfurtransferase activity. The record is from RefSeq and is a predicted model, not a curated record. Gene Ontology annotation, biological process: Mo-molybdopterin cofactor biosynthetic process.